This is a messenger RNA of Monopterus albus (swamp eel), 1090 nucleotides long. Its product is annotated as trace amine-associated receptor 13c-like. NCBI's taxonomy places the organism in Eukaryota, Metazoa, Chordata, Actinopteri, Synbranchiformes, Synbranchidae. Gene Ontology annotation, biological process: G protein-coupled receptor signaling pathway. Gene Ontology annotation, molecular function: trace-amine receptor activity. The transcript is spliced from 2 exons. Gene Ontology annotation, cellular component: membrane. The record is from RefSeq and is a predicted model, not a curated record. The coding region runs from base 1 to 987 and encodes 328 amino acids.
AUGCAGACCCAGGACAAAGCAGAGCUCUGCUUUCCACAGCUCCCCAACACCUCCUGCAGGAAGCCGACAGCUCAGUCUAACGCUGUGUUCCUAAACAUCAUGCUGGUCUCUGUCUCUGUGCUCACUGUGUUUCUCAACCUGCUCAUCAUCAUCUCAGUCUCACACUUCAGGCAGCUCCACACACCCACUAACAUCCUCCUCCUCUCUCUGGCUGUCUCCGACUUUCUCGUGGGCCUCCUCGCGAUGCCUGGAGAAAUCUUCAGAUUAACUACCUGCUGGUUUCUUGGUGAUGUGAUGUGUUCACUGUACAAAUAUUUAUCCUGCAUUGUUUCUUUUACUCCAAUAGGAGACAUGGUUCUUAUAUCAGUCGACCGUUACAUUGCUGUCUGUGACCCUCUGCAUUACCCCACCAGAGUCACUGUGAGAAGAGUGAAACUCUGUGUUUGUCUGUGUUGGUUCUAUUAUUUUCUCUACAGUGGUAUCUAUUUAAAAAAUGACUUCACUGAACUAGGCAGAUAUAACUCCUGUUAUGGUCAGUGUGUGAUUGUCAUUGAUUACAUUACAGGAGCUGUUGACAUUGUUUUGACUUUUAUUUUCCUCAUUACUGUCAUCAUAGUCCUGUAUAUGAGAGUGUUUGUGGUGGCCGUGUCUCAGGCCCGUGCUAUGCGCUCUCACAUCACAGCUGUCACACUGCAGCGUUCAGUGACUCUAAGUACAAAGAAGUCUGAGCUGAAAGCAGCCAGGACUCUGGGUGUUCUUGUUCUGGGGUUUCUAAUGUGUUACUGCCCAUAUUAUUGUGUGUCUCUUGCAGGGGACAGUGUGCUUAAUGGAUCAUCUGCAUUUUAUGCGCUCUUUCUGUUCUAUUUUAACUCCUGUCUGAACCCUGUGAUCUAUGCCUUGUUUUAUCCCUGGUUUAGAAAAGCUGUUAAACUCAUUGUCACUCUUCAGAUUCUGCAGCCUGGCUCCUGUGCGGCCAAGGUACAGUAGAGACACUGUGAGUGACUGUGAUGAAACUUGCUCAAUAAUUUGUUCAUGAGUAAAUUCACAAAUCUAAAAAGUGAUUUUUUUUUUCUUCCUUAAAACUGUAUUG